Molecule: messenger RNA, 486 nt
Organism: Lathyrus sativus (Indian pea)
Lineage: Eukaryota; Viridiplantae; Streptophyta; Magnoliopsida; Fabales; Fabaceae
Source: the annotation of a GenBank genome assembly
AUGAACGGCAGGGAUUCGGUUGUUUGCCCUAAGCCCCGUCGUGUCGGAUUCAAUUUCGCCGUCAACGAUCAUCCGGCAAAGGCGUUCCGAUGGCAUCUCAGUUGCCAGAUUGAACCGUGUGAUUCUAACUCCUCUGGCUCAAAUCCUUUGGAUACCAUUCUCACCAAGGAUGUUGAUUGUGAUAUAGAACAGUUAUGUCCUCCGGUAGCCUCGUCGCCCCCAUUUUUUUGCGGGUCACCGCCGAGCAGAGUAGCUAACCCACUAAUUCAGGAUGCUCGAUUUGGGGAUGAGAAUUUCCCCCCUCUCUCACCGUCGUCUUGGGUGGUGGUUCCCACCCAAUCCGGUCUGCCACCGUCUCCCUCAUCCUCUGCAAGGAAGGGAGGUUGUGUUCGGGCCAAUUUUGGCAACAAUCCGGCGGUGAGGGUUGAAGGAUUUGAUUGCCUUGACAGGGAUAGCCGAAAUUGCAGCAUCCCUGCCUUGGCUUAG